Messenger RNA from Apiotrichum porosum, 2469 nucleotides. RefSeq lists its product as uncharacterized. Bases 1 to 2469 code for a protein of 822 amino acids. The transcript is spliced from 3 exons. Lineage: Eukaryota; Fungi; Basidiomycota; Tremellomycetes; Trichosporonales; Trichosporonaceae. The record is from RefSeq and is a predicted model, not a curated record. Gene Ontology annotation, molecular function: protein binding.
AUGAUGCGCCAGUCUCUCAACCAGCGUCGCGACUAUACAUCGGGAUACCCUCCGCCCCUCUAUGCAGGGCCCGGGGGUGGUAACCCUUCGCCUCUCGGCGGACCGUUGCAUAACGGCCAGAUGGGCGGCAUGCAGCAACAACAGCAGCAGCAGCAGCAAGGAGGACAGCAGCAACAGAUGGGCAUGCAGCAGCAAAUGGGCGGGAACGGUGGCCCUCCUACUGCUUCCGAUGGCCAGUCCAACUCGGCAGGCGCUGCACCCGAGAUGAACCUCGCCAACGUCCUGCAUUACCUUCAAAGCGAAUGGCGGCGGUGGGAGCGCGACCGUAACGAGUGGGAGAUUGAGCGCGCCGAGAUGAGGGCGCGCAUUGCACUGCUCGAGGGGCAGCGUCGGUCGGCCGAGAACCUCAAGGUCGACUUGCUGCGUCGUGUCAAGAUGCUCGAGUUUGCGCUUCGCCAGGAGAGGACAAAGUCGUCCUCUGCAGGAGUAGGCCGUUCAGCUUCGACGUCGGCUAUCGCUGUUCCUCCUUCGCGUCUCGCGACCCUCAAGGAUGAGGAGAAGUCGGGGCACGACACGGAUAAGGAGGGCAGUGGCAGCAGCGAAGGUGGGGACGACAUUGCAGACCGGGCGUCAAAGCCCAAUGGUACCCACGCUGUUACCAAGACAUCCUCAAUCGCGCACCGCCCAGCCCCCGACACGACAGCAUGGAAGCACCUGAGCGGCCUGCCUCGUGAUCCAAAGGCUCGUGCUCGUAGCCGCGAGUACCUCAAGCAAUGUCUGCAGGAAAUCACGUACCUUACUUCCCCCGGUGCCCUCAAUCCACUGCCCCCUCGAGCCCCCGUUUCUGUCGACGACGCGUCCUCCAACGGUGGUGACCCACAGCCAUCCUCUGAUCGUCCCCUCAAGUCCCUUCCCGAGCAGGCCGUCCCUUCUUUGAAAGAACAGGAGGCCGCCAAGGAAGCGGCGGCUGCGGCCCCUGCUGCCAGCACCCAACCUACCAACGACCCCCCACAACCUUCGCAAACGAGCAGCGUUGUUAGCAGUUUUCCUAACGGAGAAGACCUGACUGCUGCUGCUCCCAUUGAAGCUCCUACUCCCGCUACCCCAGCAGCACCUGUGCCAGCGGACGCCCCACCCUCCUCUCCAGCACAGCGUACUGUUGACUUGCCCGAAGGUGCCGACAGCGCCGACAGUGCCGAUGCAGUUGAGGCUGCGCAGGACUUGGACGGCGCUGCUCCGCGCCAGCCCUUGACAGCAGUCUACCGACCAGAGAGCAAGGCAGCAUGGCGUGAAGAGUUGAGGGCAGCCCACGAGGCAGCAGUCAAUGUCCCAUGGCCUCCUCGCGGCGCUGGUGGUGACGAGGAGCAACUUGCCGGCUUGACACUCGUGGAGGAUGAUAUGAAGCAGGAGGAAGCGGACGGAUCGUCUGACCGUGUAUGGACCACGCGCCGCACCCUCAAGAGUCACCUCGACAUUGUCCGCGGGGUGGCAGUGUCCAGCGCCCCCGAGCUCAUGCUCGCCUCCGCCGGCGACGACUGUACCGUCAAGGUGUGGGCACUCGACACUCCCGCUGUCUUGUCUUCUAAGCCACAUGCCUCCACUGAGCUCGAGCCCGUGGCGACUUUCCGCGGGCACACUGCAGCUGUAACCGCGGUGACCAUCUCGGCCCCGCUAGGUGUUGUCUUCUCGGCAUCCAUGGACUCGACCAUUCGACUCUGGCGCGUACCCGCUCGCGACCAGGACCCAUACGCCCCCUUUGACCCCACCAGUGCCAUCCAGACCCUCGAGGGCCAUACCGACGUCGUGUGGGACCUUGUCCUGUUGCCCACGCGCCCGGCAUCGAACAACAGCCCGAAGCGCGCCAACGCCGUAGAGUCACAGCUUGUCUCUGUUUCCGCGGACGGUACUGCCAAGGUCUGGGAAGACCGUGACGGCCGCUGGUCGCUGCAAGCAAGCUUCUCGGACUUUGGCGACGGUGUCGUCCCCACCUGUCUUUCGGUCGACAACCACGACUUUGGCCGUGUCCUCAUCGGCCUCUCCAACGGCCUCGUCAAGGCCUUCUCCGUCGCUGCCGGCUCUGAAGUCCAGUCGUACGGCCAGGUCGGUGCGCAGGUCAACGCGGUCCUCUCGCACCCUACUCUGCCCCUCAUCGUCACUGGUGACGAGGAGGGCAAGCUGCGCUUCUUUGACACCUCGAACCCUGCGGCCACCACUCCGCCCCUCCUCGCCCACCCGGCACCGAUCACAAGCCUCGCCCUGUCCCCCCUGUCGCCCAUGUGCAUCCUGAGCGCUAGCGUCGACUGCUCCGUGCGUCUCUGGGACCUCCAGCGCAAGACAUCCCUCCAGGACCUGUCUGGCCACCGCAAGCGGUCCGACGAGGGCGUCACUUGCGUGGCAUCGCACCCAGAACUGCCCAUCGUAGCCAGCGCCGGCGCCGACGGUGUCGUCAGGAUUUGGGGUGCGGGAUAG